Molecule: messenger RNA, 328 nt
Organism: Bipolaris sorokiniana ND90Pr
Lineage: Eukaryota; Fungi; Ascomycota; Dothideomycetes; Pleosporales; Pleosporaceae
Exons: 1
Molecular function (GO): nucleic acid binding
Source: RefSeq, a predicted model, not a curated record
GGCCAGACGGAACGAACGAACCAGACAUUAGAACAGUACCUACGGAUGUACGCCAAUAAAUUGCAGGACAACUGGGUAGAGUUGCUACCGACAGCGCAAUUGGCCUACAACAGCACGAAAUCCGCAACGACGAAGCAUUCGCCGCACUACGCGAACUACGGAUAUGAACCGACAGCUCAUCGAGAUCCGAAAGACAUUGAGAGUGUCGCGGUAGGAGCAGACGACAAGGCGAAGCUUAUGCGAGAUUUGCACGAAGAAUUGAGCCAGAACAUAGCUCAACAGAACCUCACGACAUCCAAAGCAGCGAAUAAACAAAGGAUUGAGGGAC